AUGAAGCUCCUCCCACCAGCCUCCACAGCAGCGCUUCUACUGGCCACCACCACCACCACAACCGCCUACGUCCUCCCCUCUUCCUCUCCUAACUCCGACCUUAUCCCACGAUACGUCUCGGGACUCGUCGCUCCCUCCAGCUACACCUACUCCUGGGCGAUCGACGGCUACCGUCUCGCGCUCAACACCACCGGCGCUCCCUCCUACCUCACCCGCUACACCGUUUCCAAAGAUGCGACUAGUACGACCCAGCAGCACGUCGACUCGUGCACUGCAUUUUGCGAGAAAACGGCUGGAUGUGCUAUGGCGAGUGUGAUCAAGUUUCUCAAUUUUGACGAGGGGACGGUGAUAUGUGCGGUGUACGGGACGGUGCUGCCGAAGACAGAGGCGAAAUACACCACGGGCUUAUUUAAUGGGAAGGGGGAGGUGAAGGCUAGUUAUAGUUUCGCGAGGAAUGCGGGGGCGGUGAAGGGUGCGGUCACGAGUAGCACGGUGAGGUCGGCAACGACGAGUUCCAGUGCGAUCGCAGCGCAGAGUUCGACGAAGAGUAGCUCUACGAUAAGCUCUCCUUCAACUGCAUCGACUCGAGGCACAAGCACCACUGCGUCGACCACCACAUCGACUCAAAGCACGACCACGACAUCCUCAGCAUCCACGUCCACAUCCAGCUCCUCAGCAUCUACUUCCACUUCCUCAGCAUCAACAUCCACCUCCCCAGCACCCGCACCCUCCUCCACCCCGAUCUACGACCAAUGGCAAUGGAUUGACGUCCCGGGCACCAGCUGCGCCGACGGCACCGCCACCGGCUUCGCGCUCUCGCUCCAUGCCAACUCCACCGAACUCGUCCUCUCCCUCCAACAAGGUGGAUCCUGCUACGACUACCAAACAUGCUACGUCGACAAGCGCGCCUACAACGUCGGUGGCUCCACAUCGCCCGCCUUCAACAACGCCACCUUCUACUCCCAAAACCAACCGUCUUCCCUCAAAGGCUGGUUCCCCUUCGCCCGGGGUAAUCAGUACAACCCCUGGGCCAACUCGAACUAUGCCUGGAUUCCGUACUGCACGGGCGAUUUCCACGCGGGGGACAACGUGGUGGAUUACAAUGGCAGGACGACGUAUCAUAAAGGAUGGGGGAAUGUCAAGUUGGACGUGGGUAAGGUGAAGGAGAUGGUUCCGGGGGUGAAGCGGGUAUGGUUGAUCGGGAGUAGUGCGGGAGGGUUUGGGAGCAUCCUACAAUACCAGAAUGUGCAGGACACGUUCGGGGUACGGGUGGACUUGCUCGUGGAUUCCGCCGAAACUCCGUUCUCCAUCCUCCGCCAUCCAAGCCAGAACAUCCAGCCACCCAACAAGGCUCGUUGUCCCAACUGCAACGACACCAACUUUGACUCGUACAUCGUCGGCCUCGCUCAGGCGAAUCCGACCGCAAGGUUUGGGAGUACGAGUUGGAGCAACGAUAGCACGAUUCCUGCCAACCAAGGUGUUAGCAGCCAGGACUUUGCAACCGAGGUGGAGAGGUUGUUCACGGAGGAGGAUGAGACGACGACGAAUGCGAGGAACUACAUGGUCGAGGGAAGCGGACAUAUUCUGUUGUAUACGACGCAGUAUAGUGCAAAGGAUGGGUAUACGAUGGCGAAUUGGUUGAACAAGUUCAAGACCGACGAUGCGGGGUGGAGUUCUCAUUGA
Messenger RNA from Pseudozyma hubeiensis SY62, 1683 nucleotides. RefSeq lists its product as hypothetical. The transcript has a single exon. Lineage: Eukaryota; Fungi; Basidiomycota; Ustilaginomycetes; Ustilaginales; Ustilaginaceae. Gene Ontology annotation, molecular function: hydrolase activity. Bases 1 to 1683 code for a protein of 560 amino acids. The record is from RefSeq and is a predicted model, not a curated record.